GUUUCACACACCUCAGGAACACCUUUCGGCUGCCUGCUCCCCAGACACACCUGCAGCCCUGCCCAACCGGCUUUGCUCACCCACCGCUUGUAAAUGCCCCAGAUAUGAGCCAGCCCAGGCCCCGCUACGUGGUAGACAGAGCCGCAUACUCCCUCACCCUCUUUGACGAUGAGUUUGAGAAGAAGCAGCGGACAUACCCAGUAGGAGAGAAACUUCGCAAUGCCUUCAGAUGUUCCUCAGCCAAGAUCAAAGCUGUGGUGUUUGGGCUGCUGCCUGUGCUCUCCUGGCUCCCCAAGUACAAGAUUAAAGACUACAUCGUCCCCGACCUGCUUGGUGGACUCAGCGGGGGAUCCAUCCAGGUGCCACAAGGCAUGGCAUUUGCUCUGCUGGCCAAUCUUCCUGCAGUCAAUGGCCUCUACUCCUCCUUCUUCCCCCUCCUGACCUACUUCUUCCUGGGGGGUGUGCACCAGAUGGUGCCAGGUACCUUUGCCGUUAUCAGCAUCCUGGUGGGUAACAUCUGUCUGCAGCUGGCCCCAGAGUCGAAAUUCCAGGUCUUCAACAAUGCCACCAAUGAGAGCUAUGUGGACACAGCAGCCAUGGAGGCGGAGAGGCUGCACGUGUCAGCUACGCUAGCCUGCCUCACUGCCAUCAUCCAGAUGGGCCUGGGCUUUGUGCAGUUUGGCUUUGUGGCCAUCUACCUCUCCGAGUCCUUCAUCCGGGGCUUCAUGACGGCCGCAGGCCUGCAGAUCCUGAUUUCGGUGCUCAAGUACAUCUUCGGACUGACCGUCCCCUCCUACACAGGCCCGGGGUCCAUCAUCUUUACCUUCAUUGACAUUUGCAAAAACCUCCCCCACACCAACAUCGCCUCGCUCAUCUUCGCCCUCAUCAGCGGUGCCUUCCUGGUACUGGUGAAGGAGCUCAAUGCUCGCUACAUGCACAAGAUCCGCUUCCCCAUCCCUACAGAGAUGAUUGUGGUGGUGGUGGCAACAGCUAUCUCCGGGGGCUGUAAGAUGCCCAAAAAGUAUCACAUGCAGAUCGUGGGAGAAAUCCAACGCGGGUUUCCCACCCCGGUGUCACCUGUGGUCUCACAGUGGAAGGACAUGAUAGGCACAGCCUUCUCCCUAGCCAUUGUGGGCUACGUCAUCAACCUGGCUAUGGGCCGGACCCUGGCCAACAAGCAUGGCUACAACGUGGAUUCGAACCAGGAGAUGAUCGCCUUGGGCUGCAGCAACUUCUUUGGCUCCUUCUUUAAAAUUCAUGUCAUUUGCUGUGCGCUUUCCGUCACUCUGGCUGUGGAUGGAGCUGGAGGAAAGUCCCAGGUGGCAAGCCUGUGUGUGUCUCUGGUGGUGAUGAUCACCAUGCUGGUCCUGGGAACCUAUCUGUAUCCUCUCCCCAAGUCUGUGCUAGGAGCCCUGAUUGCUGUCAAUCUCAAGAACUCCCUCAAGCAACUCACCGAUCCCUACUACCUGUGGAGGAAGAGCAAGCUGGACUGCUGCAUCUGGGUAGUGAGCUUCCUCUCCUCCUUCUUCCUCAGCCUGCCCUAUGGUGUGGCAGUGGGUGUCGCCUUCUCCAUCCUGGUUGUGAUCUUCCAGACUCAGUUUCGAAAUGGCUAUGCACUGGCCCAGGUCAUGGACACUGACAUUUAUGUGAAUCCCAAGACCUAUAGUAGGGCCCAGGAUAUCCAGGGGAUUAAAAUCGUCACUUACUGCUCCCCUCUCUACUUUGCCAACUCAGAGAUCUUCAGGCAAAAGGUCAUUGCCAAGACAGGUAUGGACCCCCAGAAAGUAUUACUAGCCAAGCAAAAAUACCUCAAGAAGCAGAAGCGGAGAAUGAGGCCCACACAACAGAGGAAGUCUCUAUUCAUGAAAACCAAGACAGUCUCCCUGCAGGAGCUGCAGCAGGACUUUGAGAACGCCCCCCCGACUGACCCCAACAACAACCAGACGCCGACUAAUGGCGCCAGCGUGUCCUACAUCACCUUCAGCCCCGACAGCUCCUCGGCUGCCCAGAGUGAGCCACCGGCAUCUGCUGAGGCCCUUGACGAGCCCAGUGACACGCUGGCCAGCGUCCCGCCCUUCGUCACCUUCCACACCCUCAUCCUUGAUAUGAGUGGAGUCAGCUUUGUGGACCUGAUGGGCAUCAAGGCCCUGGCUAAGCUGAGCUCCACCUAUGGGAAGAUCGGUGUGAAGGUCUUCUUGGUGAACAUCCAUGCCCAGGUGUACAAUGACAUUAGCCAUGGAGGCGUCUUUGAGGAUGGGAGUCUAGAAUGCAAUCACGUCUUUCCCAGCAUACAUGAUGCCGUCCUCUUCGCCCAGGCAAAUGCCAGAGACAUGACCCCAAGACGAAACUUCCAAGGGGCUCCAGGGGACCCUGAGCUCUCCUUGUACGACUCAGAGGAGGACAUCUCCGGCUACUGGGACUUAGAGCAGGAGAUGUUCGGGAGUAUGUUUCACACAGAGACCCUGACCGCCCUGUGAGGGCCCCGCCAGUCCUCACGCUGCCUACAGAGUGCCUGGCACUUGGGACUUCCACAGAGGAGGAACCCGGGGUCGCAGGGAGUGUGGGGAGAAGGAAGGUGCACCCCCAGGGCCCGCAUUCCUCUCUCCUCUCCCCCUUUCUCCUCCCCUCCUUCCCUCCCUGCAUCUCCAGAGGGAGCCUCUCAGCAGCAGGGGGCGCUACCCUUACAGGAGUGAGAGUCUGGGCCAGUCUUCACUGGUCAGGCCCUGGCCACAGUGGGCAAGCCUCCUGACCACUCCACCCCACCCACCUCGGCCCUGUCCUUGGCAGCUGAAGGACACCUUGACUUCCAGCUUUUACAAGUGAGCCAAAAACAGAAGGACAAGUACAACUGUGCUGGCCU
Messenger RNA from Sapajus apella (tufted capuchin), 2860 nucleotides. RefSeq names its product solute carrier family 26 member 9 (gene SLC26A9). Gene Ontology annotation, biological process: transmembrane transport. Bases 105 to 2477 code for a protein of 790 amino acids. The transcript is spliced from 21 exons. The record is from RefSeq and is a predicted model, not a curated record. Lineage: Eukaryota; Metazoa; Chordata; Mammalia; Primates; Cebidae. Gene Ontology annotation, molecular function: sulfate transmembrane transporter activity; bicarbonate transmembrane transporter activity; chloride transmembrane transporter activity. Gene Ontology annotation, cellular component: membrane.